Molecule: messenger RNA, 4625 nt
Organism: Heterocephalus glaber (naked mole-rat)
Lineage: Eukaryota; Metazoa; Chordata; Mammalia; Rodentia; Bathyergidae
Gene: Naip
Product: NLR family apoptosis inhibitory protein
Biological process (GO): pyroptotic inflammatory response; negative regulation of apoptotic process; defense response to bacterium
Cellular component (GO): IPAF inflammasome complex
Molecular function (GO): ATP binding; cysteine-type endopeptidase inhibitor activity involved in apoptotic process
Source: RefSeq, a predicted model, not a curated record
UCUGUGAUAUAUGACAUCCUCUAGGGUCCCCCAUAUGAGUGUAACACCGUCUGUUGAAAACAAUAUACUAUUUUUCUUUUCCUGAAGUGUGUAUAUACAUUUUUUUUUAGUGGACUCCAUACUUCAUGUUACGAGCCUUACUCCUUUUGAAUCCUGACUGACCCUGUUUACUCCAUACCUUAGCACAUUUGCCAGUAACUUCUCUAAUGUGCAAUUUGUUUUCGGUUUUAGUUCCUCAAGUAAAACUCUGGUUCCUGUUCUAGGACAAACAGAGCAUCUGUGCCUGAGACGCAUCCUCUGAUUCUCCUCUCGCUGGCCAGCCGCUCCCUCCGCAGACCGGGACCUUGGGGACAUUCCUCCAAAAUGACCACCCAGGAGGAGGCCUCCGAGGAGAAGAUUUCCCAGUUUGAUUAUGACUUGGCCCCAGAAAUGUCUUCUCUCCUGGGCAUAGAUGUCAUUCCGUUUAUAAAGGAACAAGAAGAACAAGAGCAGAGAGACCGAGCGAAAAUGAAGAAAGGCUUCAACUGCCAAAUGCGCAGUGAAGCCAGACGGCUGAAGACAUUUGUGACCUAUAAGCCGUACAGCUCGUGGACCCCGCAGGACAUGGCAGCAGCUGGCUUUUACUUCACUGGGGUGAAGUCCGGGGUUCAGUGCUUCUGCUGCAGCUUAAUCCUCUUUGGCACCAGCCUCGGGAAAUUCCCCGUGGAAAGCCACAAGAAGUUUCGUCCGGGCUGUGAGUUCCUUCUGGGUAGAGACGUGGGUAACAUCAGCAAGUACGACGUGCGGGUGAAGACUUCAGGAAAGGAGCCAGCAGCGAUUGGAGCAAGGAGCCUCGAGGAGGAGGCCAGACUCGCCUCCUUCCGGGACUGGCCCCUCUACGUCCAGGGCGUGGCCCCACGCGCUCUCGCGGCUUCCGGUUUCGUCUUCACAGGCGACAGGGACACUGUGCAGUGCUUUUCCUGCGGCGGAUGUUUAGGGAACUGGGAAGAAGGGGAUGAUCCCUGGCAGGAACAUGCCAAGUGGUUUCCCAAAUGUGAAUUUCUUCAAAGUAAGAAAUCUUCCGAGGAAAUUUCCCAGUAUAUUCAAAGCUACCAGGGAUUUGUUGAUGUAACGGGAGAACAUUUUGUGAAUUCCUGGGUCAGAAGAGAACUACCUGCGGCAUCAGCCUACGACAGUGACAGCAUCUUCACUAAUGAAGAACUUCGAUGGGACACUUUUAAGAACUGGCCUCGAGCAUCCCUGCCGACAGUGGAAGCCCUGGUCAAAGCAGGUCUCUCCUACAGAGGGGUAGAGGACCAGGUACAAUGCUUUUCCUGUGGAGGAUGUAUGAAGGCCUGGCAGGAAGGGGAUGACCCCUUAGCAGAUCAUACCAAAUACUUCUCCAGUUGUCCAUUUCUCCAAAAUAUGAAGUCCUCUGCAGAAGUGAUUCUAGACCUUCAGGGCUGUGGUGAACUUCCUGAAAUAAUGGAAACCACAAGUGAAAGCAAGCUUGAAGAUCCCACAGUAGUUAGUUCUUUAAUGCCAGAGGUGGCACAGGGGGAAGCCCCGUGGUUUCGAGAGGCGAAGAAUCUAAGUGAGCACCUGAGAGCCACCUAUACCAGUGCCCUUUUCCUUCACUUGCCAUUGCUUGAGGGCCCUCCUGAACUCCCCACUGACCACCUGCUGGGGUGUGACCUGCCCCUUGUUGCCAAGCGCUUCAGCAGUCCUGUGCAGGAGCCCCUGACGUUGCCUGAGGUCUUGGCCAACUUGAACUCUGUCAUGAGUGUGGAAGGCGAAGCUGGCAGUGGGAAGACGGUCCUCCUGAAAAAGAUCGCCUUCCUGUGGGCUUCGGGGUGCUGUCCCCUGUUGAACAGGUUCCAGUUGGUCUUCUACCUGUCCCUCAGUUCCACCAGCCCAGACCAGGGGCUGGCCCAGAUUAUCUGUGACCAACUCCUAGCGAAAGAAGGAGCUGUGAGUGAAACGAGCCUAAGGAGCAUCAUCCAGCAGUUAGGGAACCAAGUCUUAUUCCUGCUGGAUGACUAUAGAGCAAGGGGCUCAGCCCCCCAACUCAUAGAAACACUGAUCCAGAGAAGCCACUUGUCACGGACUUGCCGAUUAAUUGCUGUUCGUACAAACAGGGCCAGGGACAUCCGCAGACACCUAGAUACAGUUCUGGAGGUCAGGGCGUUUCCCUUUUACAACACCCUCUCUAUAUUAUGGCGGCUCUUUCCACAUGACCUGCCCCGGCUUCGGAAGCUCAUGGUGCAUUUUGGGAAGAACAUGCACCUGCUGGGGAUUCACAAAACGCCUCUCUUUGUGGAGGCAAUCUGUGCUUAUUGGUUUCGGUACCCAUUCACUCAGUCUUUUGACCAUAUGGCUGUUUUCAAGGCCUACAUGGAAUGCCUUUUCAUAAAGUACAAAACUCCAGACGAGCUUUUCAGAGCAACUGUGUCCUCCUGUGGGGAGCUGGCCCUGAAAGGGUUUUUUUCAUCUCAUUUCGAGUUUAGUGCUGACGACCUUGAAGAAGCAGGGGUUGAUGAAGAUGAGGAUCUCACCAUGUGCUUGAUGAGCAGGUUCACAGCCCAGAGACUAAGACCAGUCUAUAAGUUUUUAAAUCCUGCAUUUCAGGAAUUUCUUGCUGCAAAGAGGCUGAGUGAACUGCUGGAUUCAGACACGCAGGAAGAUCAAGAUUUGGGACUUUAUUAUUUGAAACAAAUUAACUCACCCAUGCUGGCCGUAAGCUCCUAUUAUAAUUUUUUAAAAUAUGUCUGCAGCUACUCUUCAACAAAGGUGGGGCCAAAUAUAGUAUCUCAUUUGCUUCAUUUGGCAGAUAGUAAAGAGUCAUUGGAAUAUCUGCCCAGAAAUGGUGACUCCUUAAAGCAUGAAGAGGAAAUGCCACUGGAUACACAGGCGAUCAGGCUACUGUGGCAGCUGUGUCCAGAACAGUGUUUUUUGCUGUUGUCAGAAUUUUUACUGGAUUUUGCCCUAAUGAUUGCAUAUGAAAGCAGUACUGUUGCUACAUGUGCUCCAUUUAUUUCCCAUUUCCUUCAAGGGAGAUCCCUGCCAUUGAAGGUACUUAACUCACAGUACUUCUUUGACUACCCUGAAAGCCUCCUAGUGCUGCGGAGUAUCACGAUCUCCAUAAAAGGCAGUAAGCUGAGAUGCAUAUCAGAUAAUAAAAUCCUGGAAAGAUGUUUUGACAGAUCCCAGGCACCAACAGUAGAUCAGGACUAUGCUUCUGCCUUUGAAACUCUCAACGAAUGGGCACAGGAUUUAGCAGAGAAAGAGAAGACCAUUAGCAGUUACCUAAAUCUAAAGGUCUGGCACCCACCAGACAUCAGUGGGGGCUACUGGAAGCUCUCUCCAAAGCCACACAAGCUUCCCCUACUGCAAGUCCACAUUGUUGAUGAGAGCACAGCAAGCCCCGAGGUGCUCGCAGUGCUGACCGAGGUCUUCUCUGCCUCCCAGCACAUUGAGCUCCUUCUGGAGGGCAGCAGUGGCUUCAUGGAAAACAUUCGCCCCGCACUGGAGCUGAACAAGGCCGCUGUCACCAAGUGCAUCCUGCAUGGUGUCCAGCUCAGCGCAGCCGAACAGGAGCUGCUGCUCGCCCUGCCGGCCCUGCAGUCUCUGGAUAUCUCAGGCUCGGUCCAGUUACAAGACCAAAUCUUCCCUAACCUGGACAAGCUCCCAUGCCUGAGAGAACUGUUUGUGAAUCUGGACAGCAGACUAGAUGUUUUCUCUCUCCUUCCUGAGGAAUUCGCAAACCUCCACCACAUGGAGAAAUUGCUGAUCCAAAUUUCGGCUGGGUGUGAUGCUUCCAAACUAGUCAAAUCGAUUCAGAAUUCUCCAAACCUUCGUAUUUUCCAUUUGAAAUGCUAUUCCUUUUCGGAUUUUGAGUCUCUCGUGACUACAUUGGCUUCCUGCAAGAAACUUGAAGAAAUAAAAUUUUCUGGACCCUUUUUUAAAGCCACUCCAUUUGUCACUAUUUUGCCAAAUUUUACUUUUCUGAAGAUAUUAAAUCUUGAACACCAGCAAUUUCCUGAUAAGGAAACAUCUGAAAAAUUUGCCUGCACUUUGGGCUCUCUCACCCACCUGGAAGAACUGGUCCUUCCUACUGGGGACGAGAUUUAUCACGUGGCGAAUCAGAUCAUCCAGCAGUGUCAGCAGCUCCUGUGCCUCCGAGUCCUCUCCUUUUUCCAGAUUCUGAAUGAUGACAGCGUGGUGGAAAUCGCCAAGGUAGCAAUCAGUGGAGGUUUCCAGAAACUUGAGGAUCUAAAUCUUUCAAUCAAUCACAGGAUUACACAGGAUGGAUACAGGAAUUUCUUUCAAGCACUGGACAACCUGCCGAGCUUGAGAGAGCUGAAUGUCUCCAGAAAUUUCACCGAGUGCAUCGUAGCUCAGGCCAGAACAGUCAAGGCCCUGGGCCAGUGUUUGUGCCGCUUGCCGAGCCUGCUCACACUCAACAUGUUCGGCUGGCUCCUGGAUGCAGAAGACAUCACCUUGCUUGAUGCUGUCAAAGAAAGGUGUCCUCAGUCUAAGCGCUUACAUAUUUUCUGGAAAUGGAGAUUACCAUUCUCACCAAUCAUUCAGAAAUAAAACUUUCAGCCUGGGCAUGGUGGGGCACUUGGAGGCUGAGAGUUCAAAGG